AUGGCAAGGAAAUCUGGCUCGAAAUCUCAAAGCAGCAAGCAUGGAAAUGGCAAAGGCAAACCUCGAGGUCCAUCAUCAGAUUCACAAGCUUUGAAAACACGCAGUAUUGAGGAGGUUAUGGGGGUAGAGGCACUGGAUUUUGGGCUCGAAAAUGAAAUUUUCACGCCAAAAUCAGGUUUGCUGCAUCUUCAAACUCGAUCAGAAGUGAGGCAUUCUUUUAAUGAGUUUAUGGAGGUGAUUCAUGGCUCAGCAAAUCAGAUGAAACAAGGUACUACUCGAUCUAAUAUGGAAGUGGGUACGAUUUCAAUUCCUAUAUUGCAGCAAUUUGAUGAAGUUGCUGCUACUGAUAAUGCACCUAUUUUUGAUAAUAAUGUUGAAAUACCUAUGAAAUUGAAUCUAGAACAGAUUGUUUCUGAUAAUGUUGAUGUUAGUGAAAUUCAUAGUGAUGAGAGUAACCCUGUUGAAAUUGGUUUUGAUGAUAUUCAAGAGGAGAUUGAAUUUUGGAGUUCUGCUGUGGUGUGUUACAUUGUGGGGGCUAAUCCUCCUAUCAAUGUCAUGGAGGGAUUCAUUCGAAGGAUUUGGAAACAGUUGAAUGUUGAUAAGGUUGUCAUGGUGAGAAAUGGGGUUUUUCUGGUGAGAUUUCUUACUAUGGACUCGAGAGAUAAGGUGUUGAGAGGACACUAUUUCUUUGAUAGUAAGCCCCUUAUUCUGAAACCUUGGAACUCUGAUAUGAAUAUGGAUACACCAGAACUUCAAUCUGUGCCAAUUUGGGUGCAAUUGAAGCUAAACUUCAAGUAUUGGGGGGAAAAGGCUUUGUUUAAGAUUGUAGCACAGUUAGGCAAGCCACUAAGGAGGGAUCAGGCCACAAUCAGUAGAGAUAAACUUCAGUUUGCUAGAGUCAUGGUGGAUGUACCAUUGUCUCAAGAGUUGCCUGAUUUUAUUUCUUUCAGAGAUGAGAAUGGCAUUAUGGGUGAUCAUGUGGUUAGUCCUAUUGUGGAUCAAGAAGGUUUUCAAAGAUCUUUGAGACCAAUUAGAGUGAGAGUUGGUCUGGAAACUCCAGUUAGAACUUCUAAUACUUUUCAGAUAUUGGAGGCCUCUUUACUUGAUAAGGAGGAACUGGUAGGAGAACAGGCCCUAAACUCCAUUCAGAAACAGAAUGAGGUGAAUCACUUUAUUCAGAAGUAUGCAGUGGGGUUGGUGGGGCUCCUGGAACAUAAGGUAAAGCUCUCUAAUCUAGGGAAGCUUUAUCAGAAAGUUUUUGUAAAUUGGUGCUUUACUAGCAACUCUAACUAUCACUCUGGUGGCAGGAUAGUUGUAGCCUGGAAGGCUGGUUGCUUCACAGUUAACAUUGUUGCUGCAUCCAGUCAGUUUGUUCAUUGCCAUGUUACUCUUGUAAGUGGUAGGAAACCCUUUUAUUGCACCUUUGUUUAUGCUUUUAAUGAUGCUGGUAUGAGACAAGAUCUAUGGAGGGAUUUGUUGUUGCUUAACACUCAAGAACCCUGGAUUGUGUGUGGGGAUUUCAACUGUGUUAUGGCAUUAGAUGAGAGAAUUGGAGCUCCUGUCAGACAUAGAGAUAUUGUGGAUGUGAGCAACUAUAUGCAUGCUUGUGGUAUGGAGGACAUCAAGUGUGUGGGUAAUCUUUUCACCUGGAACAACAAGCAACAAGGUAACAGCAGAGUUUUUUCAAAAAUUGAUAGAUUUAUGGCUAAUCAAGCUUGGCAAACUUGCUUUCCUGUUGCUGAGGUAUGUUUUAUGCCAGAAGGACUUUUUGAUCACUCUCCUGGUCUUCUUUCUGUGUUUCCCAGAGAUGAUGGAGGGAAGAAACCAUUUAAGUAUUUUACUAUGUGGAAGUCCUCAAAUGUGUUUUCUGACAUUGUCCAGCAGGCUUGGAAUACUCAGUUUAUUGGCACUAAAAUGUUCAUUUUGAUUAAUAAACUGAAAAGAGUUAAACUGGCUCUUAAAGAAUUGAAUAAAGUAGGUUUUACAGAUAUUCAAGCAGCAGAUUUGAGAGCUUAUCAGACUAUGGUGAGUGCACAAACUGCAAUGCAUAAUAAUCCUUAUGAUCAAAGUUUUGCAGAUGCAGAGUUGAUUGCAAUUCAGGAGUAUAAGGAGAAACAUAAUGCUUAUUUGGCUUUCCUCAGUCAGAAAGCAAAAUUGUCUUGGCUUAAAGAUGGAGAUGAGAACACUUCUCUUUUUCAUCAGAGUAUCAAGACUAGAAAAGUUCAGAACCAAGUGUAUAGCAUUUAUGAUAUGCAAGGAGAAUGGAAAGAUACAGCUGAUGGGGUGUCCAACGCUUUUUUGGAUUAUUAUAAAAUGCUCCUAGGUAGUACUUCUGAUAACAGAACACCAGUUAACAAGGAGGUGGUGCAGCAGGGGCCAGUCUGUUUGGAUCAUCAUAAAGCUAUACUCAAUGCUCCUUAUACAACAGAUGAAGUUAAGAAGGCUCUUUUCUCUAUUCCAGGUAUUAAAGCUCCUGGUCCAGAUGGCUUUGGCUCUUAUUUUUACAAAGAUGCUUGGCAUAUUGUUGGGGAUGAAGUCAUUGCAGCCAUUCUUGAUAUGUUACAGCAAGGAAGAACCUUGAAGGAGGUGAACCACACUGUGAUUACUCUUAUCCCCAAGACUAAAUGUCCAAAGGAUGUGAGUGAGUUCAGGCCAAUUUCUUGCUGCAACACCAUUUAUAAGUGCAUAACAAAAGUUUUGUGUGGGAGAUUAAGACAAGUUCUUCCUGAUCUCAUCAUGGAAAAUCAAGGAGGUUUUGUUCAUGGGAGAUACAUAGUUCAUAAUAUUAUGGUUGUGCAAGAUUUAGUCAGGCAUUAUGGGAGGAAAGGGGUUAAGCCUAGCUGCCUUAUGAAGAUUGAUCUUCAAAAAGCCUAUGAUACUGUUGAUUGGCAGUUCUUACAGGAGAAGCUGGUUCUUUUGGACUUCCCAAAGCAGUUUGUUGAUAUGGUUAUGCAAUGUGUUACUACUCCCAUGUUUUCUUUGAUGCUGAAUGGUUCUAUGCAUGGGUUUUUUAAAUCCAAGAGAGGUUUGAGGCAAGGAGACCCUAUCUCUCCUCUGUUAUUUGUCAUUUGCAUGGAAUAUUUGUCUAGAAUUCUGAAUAGAGUGAGCUCUAUGCAUCAGUUCCAGUUUCAUCCAAGGUGCAAGGGGAUUGGUCUUACUCACUUAUGUUUUGCUGAUGAUCUGAUUAUCUGUAGCAAGGGAGAUUAUCAGUCUAUUUACUUGUUGCUUCAAGCUUUCAAGUUGUUUUCUGAUACUUCUGGCUUAAAGGCAAAUCAACAAAAGUCUUCUAUCUACUGUCAUGGCAUGCAUGAAUCUGAAAUUCAGAGGGUAGUAGAUGUUUCUGGUUUUUCUAGAAGUAUGUUGCCAUUCAAAUAUUUGGGGGUCCCUAUAUGUUCUAAGAUCUUUGUGACUCAGUGUGCUCAUUUGGUGGAUAAGAUGAUCACUAGGAUAAAAAUUUGGAGUUCUAGGAAUUUAUCCUAUACAGCAAGAAUGCAGCUUGUUAAUUCAGUUUUACUGAGUUUGCACAUGUAUUGGGCACAAAUUUAUGUGCUUCCAAAAGGUGUUCUUCAAGAUAUAGUGAAGAUCUGCAGAGCCUUCCUAUGGAGUGGCCAUGCUUUCAGUCAUAAACCAAGCAACAUAGCUUGGGAUAAAGUCUGUAGUGACAAGCACACUGGGGGGUUGGGGUUUAGAGAUGUUCAGAAGUGGAAUAUUGCCUUUAUGGGGAAAUAUGUUUGGGCUUUAGUCAAGAAGCAGGAUAAUGUGUGGAUUAGGUGGAUUAAUUCAGUCUACUUAAAGGAUGGGGAUUGGUGGGAGUAUCAGCCUGGUUCUACUGCUAGCUGGUACUGGAAGCAAGUGUGCAAUACAAAGGAGCAGCUCAAACAGUUCUUUACUUGUGCAGAUUUUGAGAACAUGCCUCAUUAUUCAGUGAAACAAGUGUAUGAGAAACUCCUAGGGGACAAGCCAAGGGUGCAUUGGGACAAAAUGGUUUGGAAUAGGCUGAAUGUUCCAAAACAUAGAUUCAUUUGCUGGUUGGCUGUUCAAUCAAAGCUCCAGACUACAGACAAACUAGCAAAGAUAGACAUUAGUCAAUCUGCUAGUUGCUUGAUUUGUGGCUUGGAUGAUGAGACUCAUCAGCAUCUCUUUUUUCAGUGCCAGUAUAGUAAGCAAAUUAUUAUAGCAGUACAUCAGUGGAUAGGUUUCUCUAUUCAUGGCGAUUUGGUUCAGUUAGUCAGGAAAGCUGGACAAAGUAAAGCUUCAAAGUUUAGGAAGCAGGUGUAUUUUGCAGCUGUUGGUGCUGCUGUCUAUCUGAUCUGGAGGUGUAGAAACACAAGUUUUUGGGAUAACUCCAUUCCCACUGUCAGUCAGAGUAUGAAGGAUUUGAAGCAAAUGGUCAAGAGCAGAAUUCAGGUUGUUCUGCCAAAGCAUGUAAGCAAGAGAGAUAGUGAAUGGUUCACAAAUUUGUAA
Molecule: messenger RNA, 4464 nt
Organism: Spinacia oleracea (spinach)
Lineage: Eukaryota; Viridiplantae; Streptophyta; Magnoliopsida; Caryophyllales; Amaranthaceae
Exons: 3
Coding region: 1-4464 (1487 amino acids)
Molecular function (GO): catalytic activity
Source: RefSeq, a predicted model, not a curated record